Molecule: messenger RNA, 633 nt
Organism: Fusarium proliferatum ET1
Lineage: Eukaryota; Fungi; Ascomycota; Sordariomycetes; Hypocreales; Nectriaceae
Exons: 1
Coding region: 1-633 (210 amino acids)
Cellular component (GO): cytoplasm; membrane
Source: RefSeq, a predicted model, not a curated record
AUGGUCCGCGCCCUCAAUCUCCGCCUCGCCCUUCAGGCAACUGCUAUCAAGGUCUCGGCAAACCUGGUCACCCAGAUCAUCAUCCACUAUAGAACACCAGGUGUAUCGACUUUUGAUGUCCAGCAGGUACUGGAGUUUGCUAUCUAUGGGUUCAUAGGCUCUCAGGUCGGCAACAUCAUCCAAUUCAUUCUGGAGGACUGCUUCCCCACUGGCCACGCAAUCAGGGCGAACGAGAUCCUGCCGCAGGUUCAGGCGGAUGCGAAGCAGGUUGAGGAGAAGAAGGACGAUGACACGAGAGGAACGACUAGGAGAUGGUUCAAUAUCAGUCCGGAUCUUAUUUGGCGCAACGUUUUGGCGAAGUUGAUUCUUGAUCAAACAAUUGGUCUUGCCAUCAGCGGGUCUGUCUUUCUCAUCUGCACAAACAUCGCACGUGUUUCACACCCCUUCCUCGUUCUGGAAGUAAUCCGUAAUCGACUUUGGCCACUCAUCAAAGCUGGCUGGCAUAUCUGGCCAUUAGUCGCCGUAUGCAACUUCCUAUGGGUUCCUGUGCGCUCUCGGGUUUUGGUGGCUGUUUGUGUUGGGUUCGGCUGGAGUAUCUUCUUGAGCGUCUUUGCCAUGCGGAAAGGACAUUGA